GGCUGGUAGCCCUGUUGGAGGUACUGGGAGACGCGCUGGGGGAUUGGGGAACAGCGGCGUUGUCCAGCACCAACACAGGCAGCAGCUGGAAGGAGUGUUGAGUAAAUACACAAACCUGCUUCAGGGAUGGCAGAACAGAUCAUUGUCUUGCUGCAUGACCCAGCUGCGCUUCAGCUUCAGCUCACGGACGGAUGGCCUGACAUUCUCCUGUAGAACUCUGAUACAGAGCAGAAUUCAUGGUUCCUUAAGUGAUGGCAAGGCGUCCAGGUCCUGAUGCAGCAAAGCAUCCCCAAACCAUGACACUACCACCACCAUGCUUGACCGUUGGUAUGAGGUUCUUACUGUGGAAUGCAGUGUUUGGUUUUCGCCAGACAUAACGGGGCCCAUGUUGGCCAAAAAGUUCCACUUUUGACUCAUCUGUCCAUAGAACAUUGUUCCAGAACUCUUGAGGAUCAUCCAGGUGCUUUUUGGCAAACUUGAGACGAGCAUUCAUGUUCUUCUUAGUGAGGAAUGGUUUCCGCCUUGCUACUCUGCCAUGAAUCCCAUUUUUGCCCAGUGUCUUUCUGAUGGUGGAGUCAUGAACACUGACCUUAGCCGAGGCGAGAGAGGCCUGCAGAUCCCUGGAUGUUGUUCUAGGGUUCUUUGUGACUUCCUGGACGAUUUUAUGCAUUGCUCUUGGAAAGAUUUUGGCAGGACGGCCACUCCUGGGAAGAGUCACUACUGUCCCAAACUUUCUCCAUUUGGACAAUAUGGCUCUGACUGUGGUUCGGUGGAGCCCCAGAGCAUUAGAAAUGGCUUUGUAACUCUUUCCAGACUGAUAGGCAUCAACAACUUUUUUCCGGAGGUCUUCAGGAAUUUCUUUUGUUCGUGGCAUGAUGGGCCUCUAGAACCUGUGUGCUGACAACUUCACUCUGAUGGUACUUUGUGUUGGAUAUGGAGUCCGGGCUGCUGCAGUAUUUUGUGAAUGAGCCCAGCAAGAACCAGAAGCCAAGAGGAGUCCUGCCGUUAACUGGGGCCACUGUCUCUCUCAGUGAUGAAGCCCCUCACAUGUUUGUAGUGUACUCUACCAACGGCGAGCUCUACAAACUCAGAGCUGCUGAUGCCAAGGAGCAGCAGUACUGGAUAAACCAGCUGCAAGCCUGUGUGAAGUCCCACUCUGAAGGGAAUGCUAAGAUAAGAAAAUUGAAGGAAUCAGAUGAAAACCUCUGUGUGGAGAAGACUGGUAGCAGCCAAGAUGGGCUGAGCAACACUGCUGCCAGAACCAGAAGCUUCUCUCUGCUCCCACACGGCGGCUCCAACUCUGCAUCGCCGAGCAGCCAGAGGCACCUGUCUCACAGUGGCGGGCAGAGCAUUGUCACCAUCACUCACCACAAGUCUCCCGCGGCGGCAAGGAGAGCCAAGAACCAGUAUCCGGGAGGGCUCAUCGAAGUCAAAGAGAUAAUGAGCCAGGCAGAGGGCCAGCAGAAGAACCUUGUGCACUCUAUUGAGUCUCUCCCAACUAGAGGGUCUCUGUCAGCCUUGGAUCAGGACCUGCUGCUCCUCAAAGCUACCUCAGCUGCUACACUGAGCUGCCUUGGGGAAUGCCUGAAUAUCCUGCAGCAGAACGUGAGCCGAGUGACCCAGCAGAGCAAGCCACUGCCUACAGAAAUUGUUCCAGGAUGGCCUGGACCAAAGUCCAGCUCUGCUGAGCAGCUAAAGAAUGGCGGCUUGACUCCUUUACCUUCUACCAGUGCCAACCUGUCCUGGUCGACUGAACCUUCCCCUUCUCAGAGCAACAAAGGACUAAAGCACAGCUUAGAGGCCCCAGGUUCAGAGGUGAUUAAUCUGAAUGAGGAGGUGACUGACACAGAGGACAAUGAAGAGGAGGAUCUAGGAGUCAUGGAUGACCAGCGAAGCAUCAUCCUUCAUCUCCUCUCCCAGCUCAAGCUGGGGAUGGACCUCACCAGGGUUGUGCUUCCUACCUUCAUCCUGGAGAAGAGGUCCCUGCUGGAGAUGUACGCUAACUUCAUGGCACACCCAGACAUGUUCAUCACCAUCACGGCCGGUUCCAGCCCCGAGGACAGGAUCAUCAGCUUCGUGGAGUACUACCUGACCGCUUUCCAUGAGGGGCGCAAGGGUGCCGUGGCCAAGAAACCCUACAACCCCAUCAUCGGCGAGACCUUCCACUGCUCUUGGGAUGUGCCUAAAGACAAAGUCAAACCCCUGAGGACUUACAACAUGUCCACCAUCCUCAAGGACCAGGCCAAAAUCCAGGCCCUAGAGCCUUCCGGGGACCAGGCCGACUGCUACAAAGUGCGCUUUGUGGCGGAGCAAGUGUCCCAUCAUCCGCCUGUGUCAGGGUUUUACUGUGAGUGCAAGGAAAGGCAAAUGUGUGUGAACGCACACGUCUGGACCAAGAGCAAGUUCAUGGGGAUGUCCAUAGGAGUGUCCAUGGUUGGUGAAGGUGUUCUUUGCCUUAUGGAGCAUGACGAGGAGUAUGUUUUCACACUGCCUUGCGCCUAUGCACGCUCGAUACUCACCAUUCCUUGGGUAGAGCUGGGGGGCAAAGUCACAAUCAACUGUGCCAAGACUGGCUAUUCAGCCACCGUCACAUUCCACACCAAACCUUUCUAUGGAGGGAAAGUCCACAGGGUGACAGCCGAAGUCAAACACAACCCUACCAACACCAUCGUGUGUAAAGCACAGGGGGAGUGGAAUGGAACUCUCGAGUUCACCUAUAGCAGCGGAGAGACCAAAGUGAUUGACACCACCAAGCUGCCAAUCAUCCGGAAGAAAAUCAGGCCAGUGGAGAAACAGGGGCCAUAUGAGUCAAGACACCUGUGGCAGCAUGUCACCAGUGCGCUGAAGGAAGGGAACAUCGACACGGCUACUGAGCACAAACACAUCCUGGAGGAGAGGCAGCGAGCCGAGGAGAGGCAGAGAGCCGCCUCCAACAUGGCCUGGAAGCCCAAAUACUUUAUAAAAGAGGGAGAAGGCUGGAUGUACCAUAGUCCACUCUGGAAAACACAAUGAUGAGAGUCCAUCCAUAAAACAGCCUGGCCAGCAACAGGAGCCAUCUGGGGAAAAAAUAACAAACUACUGGAUACAGAAAUGUCAGAUACAAACCUCUGAAUAGCGAGGAAUUGGAUGAAGGCAGCAAGCUCCAGAUGCCUUCUAAAACAAAAGCCAUCCUUGUAUAUACACUCCUAGUAUUAUAACAGCGAUAACGUUCGGUGGGGUUAGGGUGGGUGGGAGAGACAAUUUUUAUUAUUGCAAGUAGAAUAUUUCUAUUUUUCACUUUGCCAAGACCUCUUUUGCACUUGUACAAAGUGAAUUAGCCACUGACGUUCCUUUUUCUUCUUCUUCCUCGUCUUCAUCAUCUUCCUUUUCACACCAUGUACUGUAUUAUACAGCUCAUCCUGCCAAUGCAAAGCAAGCGCACCUCCUUUAGGUUGUGAGAAUACUCUGCAGCAGCAUGAAUCCCGUCCCUUCCGAGAGAAGCAAUACAAAACCGCUGCAGUGUGUUGGAUUCCAAAGAACCUUCAGUUCUGUCUUUUUGUGUACGCCUGUUGCACAUUGUUUAAUAUUGAUCAAUAUGUGUCUUGCCUUACGAUUUAUUUUUCUUUCUUUCUGCUGAUCAGUAACGCCAAAUUCAUUCCUGAGUUAUUGUUAUGUAAGGGUCUUUGGAUUCGUGCAUUUGCUUUGAAGUCUUCCCCUUGAUGUAUUGAGCUGUCCUAGUGUUUAUACAUGAAAAAAAGAAAUCCCCCACUGUACUGUACAGGUGAAUUACUAUACAACAGUCCCCCUCAAACACAGCUUCCUAUUAUUUAGCCCUGUUAUUGUCUACGGACAUUUAUUUUGAGACAAUACGGCGCUGUUGUAUCGAUGGCAGUGCUUUUGUUUUGUAUUUAAUUCAGGCACAGUAGUGGUCUACACUGGUCAAAUAAAAAGCAGACAAGGAUUUUUCUUCAGCAGCUGUAGGUUAUGACUGAUACUAUUUCUAAAACUGGCUUGCUUCCCAGAGAUUACUCAGCAUCUGAUUGUUUUUUUUUUUUUUGUUUCAUGGAGACAAAUCAAUUUGGCUUCCCAUAUAGUUUUAUAGUUAUACAGAUACAUUUCUAAAAUAUGGCCACAUGUUUAUAAUUAUAAUGAAUUCCAGUGGGAUAUGAUGGGAAGUAGGAAUCUUCAUAAAUGUACAUGAAUUCUCCCAUUAUUGCAUAUAACCAGUGUUGCCAUUUAAUGCAACUAGGACCUGAAUAUUUCGAUUUUCCCCAGCCCAAUAAAGACAUAAAAAAUAAUACUUGGAGCUGGAAUCCAGAGUGAAAAUAUCCUAGGUUGCAUUUUUUUAAAUGUAGUUUCAGCUAUAGGGACCUGUCUAGGAAUCCUCCUUACUAUAUUUCCACUCAGUGAGCCACAUAGUCAUACUCCUGUAAUUACAUUCAACAUUAGGAUAAGAUAAAUAUUCAUGUUAAAAUCAUAAAGCAAAACAAGUGGUGUUAUUCUGAUAAUCAAAUUAGUCAUUCAAUUUAAAUGUAUUAUUCACCGAUUUUAUUCACCAAAUGUAUAUUCACACCUGCCCCGAAUUGCCCUAUUUCAUUUUAUGACCACCACGUACAUCAUUUGAAUUAUCUUCCAGUGCAUACAUUUUUCAUUUUUGUGAGUGCCUCCCAUGUUUCCUUGGCCUACAGAAAAGAACAGAUACCAAUAUUAGAUUUUAGAUUCUGGUUUUUCAAAACAGUGUUAAUGUUCACCCUGGAAAUCCCGGAAUGGAAAAUUGACAAUGAAAUAUUUUUGUAAUUAUCGUUGCUGGUAUUAAUAAGACCUGCAUGUCUCAAUUUGUUUAACACGUAGAAGUGGCAAGUGUAGCAUUUCCUCUUCAUUACUGAAUAUUGUACCUCACAAUGGCGCACUUGUAAAAUGGUGGGCAUCAUUUUCCAGAUGUCCAGAGUUGUGUAUGCCAUUAUAAGAAAAUGAAAAAAAGAAUGCAUGCAGGAAAAAAAUGUGUGUGGAACUACAAUCCUUUUAAUUGCAGUAACACCCUUUACUAACGCUGGAAUUUGCCUGUCUGUAAGUGUUCAGUAGGAAAGGUUAACUUCCGACAAUAUAUUUAGAAGUACUUAAAAGAAAGUCAAACAUUAGACACGUUUCAACAAGAAGUCAUUAUCAAUGUCUUCAUGUAGACAAACGUUAAAAUGUAGUCUUAUGAUUUUAUUCAGCUUCUUUUUAGUGCUUCUGUGUUUUUCUUCUUUUUAAAGAUAGUAUGUGUCUGUGUAUGCUCUCGGUUAACUUGCACUUAAUUGAUUAUACAUAAAAGAUCACCAACCUGCAAGAUGAAAGCACCAUCUCUGUAAAAUAUCAAAUAUAACAUAGGUACCCUGGCAGGCAUCGCCAUAAUAAACCUAAAAUUAUCUUUUCAAAGUAGAAAUAUAAUUAAUAACACAUUCUUUGGCUAGAUUCUUCUUUGAAAUCAUUUGUGUGAUGAUUUUCUUUGGCAAACUCAAUAGUGAGCAUUUGUAAUUUGCCCUGCCUUAAGUGUUUUCUUUUUGUUUAAUUUUGUUUUACAUUUGUCCAAUAGAUUGGAAAUGGAAUGAAUAAUAAAUCUUGGGUUUGUCCUCUUAAUCCAAUUUCUGAUUAAA
Messenger RNA from Acipenser ruthenus (sterlet), 5615 nucleotides. RefSeq names its product oxysterol-binding protein-related protein 10-like. Lineage: Eukaryota; Metazoa; Chordata; Actinopteri; Acipenseriformes; Acipenseridae. Gene Ontology annotation, cellular component: intracellular membrane-bounded organelle; membrane; cytosol. The record is from RefSeq and is a predicted model, not a curated record. Gene Ontology annotation, molecular function: cholesterol binding. The transcript has 14 exons. Bases 934 to 3012 code for a protein of 692 amino acids.